AAGGCCAGAGGCUGCUGUUGCUGUACUUCUGCUUAGAGUCGGUGUGUGCAGGUGUGGCUUUGGUGAAAGGGAUUUUUUUUUUUAAUGCAAAGGUAAAUUUAUCUUCAGGAAGCAUGGCAUGGACCAUUUUUACUAUGGAUUACAACCCAAAGGCAAUGAAAAGCUGGUGAGAACUUGCCCAUCUCUGAAAAUUUUCUGAUUUCUUGGGUCUGAUUUCUUUCUUUGGAGUUCAUUGGAUCGAGCUGUAAUCCGUCAGGAGAAAGGGCAGGUGUUGCGUUUCACUGUGGACUCUUUGAAGACUUUCUGGUGCGUCAUUAGAACUGCUUUAUUUAUUUACUGUACCCUUAGACAUUAACUUCCCAUUAACCUCAGUCUUUACUCAGCACCUGCUCUUUACUUUGCUUUAUUCUGUCUCUUCCAAAGUCGUGCUUCAAAGGAAUGGAAAGUCUUAAGAAACUGCUUGGUUUCCUUUAAGCUGCUUCUACGCUGCCAGAACUUAUUGCUCCUGCUGUGGUGUGUUUCACCGUCCCGCUCCAUAAGUAAACAGAAGAUAUUACAUGAGACGGAGAGGAACACCGGUUUAUUCUGGAGAUAACAGUCGAGAGAAACGACACACAGACAAGAGGGUAGAAAAGAUAAGCUGACGGGGGGGCAGUAACUUUGAGAACUCACAGGAGGACCGUUGCACUGGAACACACAGGUGAAUGAAUUCAAGGACGGCUUGUCUUGCUGAGACGUUUAAACAGCCGUGUGGGCUGAAGCUGUCUAAAAUAAAGGACGUUCAAGCGUUUUCAAGAGUCUAAAUUUUGGCAGGAGGGAAACAUCUCCACCAAUGGAUGACCAGGCUGUUAUCCAGGACAGUGUUGUUGCAGAAAGAUGGGAUCUUCUAGUCCACCAUGUGUCCCCACAGCAUGGCAGAAGGAGGACUGCUAGCUGUGGGAACAGAAUCGCAGGUGGACGAUGGCUCUCGAUAUUGACCAUCGUUCUCCCGAUAUGCAUGUUUGUGUGUGUCUGUGGGCAAAAGGAGGGGAUGAUGCACUCCAGCUUCCGCAGGCUAAGUGGCCGUGAGAAGAAGGAGAUGCAAAAGGAGAUUUUGUCCAUCCUGGGACUCCCGGGACGGCCUCGUCCACACCCGCCUCUGCGUCCUCCUUCAUCUGCUCCACUCUUCAUGCUGGACCUGUACCAUGCCGUGUCAGCCGAGGGGGACGAGGGCCUAGGUGUGGGCUUCAUCUCUGAGAGUGUCAAUCAUGCUGCGUUGCCCACCCUAAGCACACACACACCACCACUUGGCACGGUGGUCAGUGAGGCAGACACCGUCAUGAGCUUUGUCAACCUGGUGGAGCAUGAGAGAGAUCUACUCCAACCGCGGCCCUACUGGAAGGAGUUUCGUUUUGAUCUGACACCACUUCCUCAAGGAGAGACGGUCACUGCUGCAGAGUUCCGCAUCUAUAAAACCCUGACUAUGGGUCAGAGAGCUAACCGUACCCUCCACAUCUCCGUCUACGAGAUCCAGAGGGAAAGAAGAUACAGGGAACCUGAGCUCGUCUUGUUGGACAUGCAGUCAGUUCCAGCAGGGCAGGAGGGCUGGCUGGCCUUUGAUGUAACAUCUGCCAGCAACCACUGGCUCCUGCAACCACGAAGCAACCUGGGCAUCCGACUAUACGUGGAAACGGAGGAUGACCGCUCAUUAUCUGCUGGCUGGGUGGGUUUGGUGGGCCGCAGAGGGCCGCGUUCCAAACAGCCUUUCAUGGUGACGUUCUUCAGAGCCAGCCAGGCCCCCUGCCGCCCACCUCGUGCUCUCAGACACAACACACAGCGCAGGAAAAAACACAAAAAUGAUCUGCCUCACCCAAACAGACCAGGUUUAUUUGACCAAACUCCUGUGAGUAAUGGCCGACAGGCCUGUAUGAAGCAUGAGUUAUAUGUCAGCUUCAGUGACCUGGGUUGGAAGGAUUGGGUUUUGGCUCCUCCAGGUUACUCAGCAUAUUAUUGUGAUGGGGAAUGUGACUAUCCUCUUGGUUCCUGUAUGAACGCUACUAAUCAUGCCUUGAUCCAGCUUGUGGUUCACCUAAUAAAACCUGACGAAGUCCCCAAGGCCUGCUGUGCACCAACCAAACUCAGCCCCAUCUCUGUGCUAUUCUAUGAUGACAACAACAACGUAAUACUCAAGAAACAUCGAAACAUGGUGGUGAAGACUUGCGGCUGCCUAUAAACACGUGCCUCUGUCAUAUUUAGUGGUGCCAGUCUGCCACUGUCCCCUACUGCACUAUUUCUAACAAACAAAAUUAUUGUUUCAAAUGGAUCCAUUUGUUUCUCCUGGUGUAAAAAUAAGCUAUUAAAAAAAGCUGCAACAUCCAGUCAUUGUGGUUGGUUUGUAAUAAUUUAGAAAAUAAUCAGGAGUUCCACUUUAAUGAAUACAGACGUGAUGUAAUGUUAGAGAUUAUGGGUUCCUCAUUCUAACACUAUGUAACCAGUCAUUACCAUCAGAAAGCAUACAGGUAACAGUAAUAUAAGUAUAUUUAAUAGUGUGGAAUAUCUCGGGUGAGUGAGAUGAUCAGUGUGUCUGUGGUGUAUUUUGUAUUGUUGAUGGAAUAAAAUGAGUUUUAUAAUAAUAUAAUGUGCAACUCACAUGGACAGAACAGAGCCAGUAAACUUUUUUUUUUCUUCAAAAAUAUCUUAACUAAUGUCCAAUUAUAAAGUCUAACUGUUCUGAUAUUUUGGACUGUGUGCUAAACUAAACCACAACUUAUUCUUUAUAAGAAGCAGAAGUUAUUCUUUAAAGCAUACUUUGAGAACAAUUCAUGAUUGCGAUGUUUACAGCAUUGUACUUUCUAUUGCCCUCGCUAAUGAUUCCUUCCUUUCCUUGGAUGUCAUCAGUGCCCCACAGAAAAUGUGAAAAAUAUCGUUUUAAAGAAAAAACAAACAAAUCUCUCAUUGUAAAUAAUUAGUAUCAGUGUGUUAACUCUUCAUCAGAGCAUUAAGAGGUUGUGAACAUUGUCUCAGACUGCC
Molecule: messenger RNA, 3009 nt
Organism: Neoarius graeffei (lesser salmon catfish)
Lineage: Eukaryota; Metazoa; Chordata; Actinopteri; Siluriformes; Ariidae
Gene: bmp8a
Product: bone morphogenetic protein 8a
Exons: 7
Coding region: 833-2212 (459 amino acids)
Biological process (GO): SMAD protein signal transduction
Cellular component (GO): extracellular region
Molecular function (GO): growth factor activity; cytokine activity
Source: RefSeq, a predicted model, not a curated record